AUGGGGAUUCUGCAGAAAGCCACUCUGUAUAUGGUUAUCCUUCUCCAAGGAGCCCUGACCACAGUAGCAACGCAGGAUGACCUCCGCUACGUCAACCCGCUGAUCGGGUCAACCAAUGGCGGCAACGUCUUUGCAGGGGCAAGUCUGCCAUACGGUAUGGCGAAACCAGUUGCCGACGUCGACGGUCAAAACACUGGAGGUUUUUCGACUGAUGGAAGUAAUGUCACUGGUUUCUCGCAUAUGCAUGACAGCGGCACAGGCGGGAACCCAUCUAUGGGGAAUUUCCCUUUGUUUCCCCAAUAUUGCAAGGAUAAUAUCGUGGACAAUUGCAAAUUUCCCAAAGCUGCUCGCGCGACUCAUUACAAAAACGACUCCGUGGUUGCACAGCCUGGUUACUUUGCCUUGACACUUGAGAAUGGCAUCAAGGCUGAGAUAACUGCGGCGCGGCGCACAGCGCUGUACCGGUUCACCUUCCCAGCGGGGCAGACGGCAGAUGGGAGUGAUUUAAAUCCUCUGAUCUUGGUGGAUCUGACUGAUCUAUGGGAUAGUCGGCAGAACGCUUCUAUCAGUCUGAACGCCGAUAGCGGUCGAAUCAAAGGCAAUGGCACUUUCUUGCCUAGCUUCGGGGCCGGCUCGUACAAGUCAUAUUUCUGUGCUGAUAUUGUGGACGCUGGGGUUGAUGACAGUGGGAUUUGGGUGAAUGACCGAGCCGGAUCAGUACAGGAGUUGUUCGUCACUCGUGGAUUCAAUAACUUCUACCUCCAGGCUGGUGGUUAUAUGACCUUUGAUCGCCCGGACGAUGGAAUCGUCACAGUGAGGGUAGGGGUCAGCUUUAUCAGUUCAGAUCAAGCCUGCAAAAACGCCGAAACGGAGGUACCCCAUCCAGAAGAUGCUUUCAAUGAUCUGCGCAAGAAGGCAGAGACUGCAUGGAAGGAGAAGCUCAGUCCAAUCAAGGUCACACCAGGUGGUGUUAGCGACGAUAUGAUCAGCAGUUUUUGGAGCGGUAUCUAUCGCACCAUGUUGUCACCUCAAGAUUUGACUGGGGAGAAUCCACUGUGGAAAAGCGAGGAGCCGUACUUUGACUCAUUUUACUGCUUAUGGGACGCCUUCCGGUCACAGCACCCUUUUCUCACGAUUAUCGACCCACAGGCACAAUCGAAAAUGGUCCGUAGCUUGCUGGAUACCUUCAAGCAUGAAGGAUGGCUCCCGGAUUGCCGCAUGAGUCUUUGCAAAGGCUGGACGCAGGGUGGUUCUAAUGCCGACAUCGUCCUCGCAGAUGCGUAUGUGAAAAACCUCACUGGUAUAGACUGGGAGCUUGCCUACAAAGCUAUGGUCAAUGAUGCAGAGAAUGAGCCACUCGAGUGGUCAUACGAAGGAAGAGGAGGCUUGCAGAGCUGGAAACACCUCAAUUAUAUUCCAUAUCUGGAUUUCGAUUACAUUGGUUUUGGGACCAAUUCGCGGAGUAUCUCGAGGACACUGGAGUACGCAUACAAUGACUAUGCUCUGUCAGUUGUGGGCAAAGGCCUCGGCAAGAAAGACUACACUACUUACUUGUCUCGGUCUGCCAAUUGGCAGAACUUGUACAAAGAAGAUCAGAAGUCGCUAUUGGAUAACGGGACAGAUACCGGCUUUACUGGCUUCUUCCAGCCAAAAUACAUCAAUGGCACUUGGGGCUAUCAGGAUCCUAUUGCCUGCAGUGCUUUGGCAUCGUGGUGCUCUCUCACCUCAAACCCUUCAGAGACAUUCGAGUCCAGUAUCUGGGAGUACAUAUUUUUCGUACCCCACGAAAUGGCAAAGUUGAUCAAGAUGGUCGGCGGCCCACAAUCCUUCGUGUCUCGGCUGGACUACUUCCACACAUCUGGCUUGGCAGACAUGGGUAAUGAGCCAGUUUUCCUGACCGUGUAUGAUUACCACUAUGCCGGACGCCCGGGUUUGUCGGCCAGUCGAGCCCACGCUUACAUCCCAUCCUCGUUCAAUGCCACACAUAAUGGGCUACCUGGCAACGACGACUCAGGAGCCAUGGGAUCAUUCCUUGCGUGGAGCCUAAUGGGCCUCUUCCCGAAUCCCGGUCAAAAUGUAUACCUCAUUAUUCCUCCGUUCUUCGAGGCCGUCGCAAUCACUCAUCCUGAAACUAAACAAACGGCUACAAUUCGAAAUGUCAAUUUCGACAAAACCUACAAGAACAUCUAUGUCCAGAGUGCCAAGCUUAAUGGAAAGGCUUAUACCAAGAGCUGGAUUGGGCACGAGUUCUUCACCCAAGGUAUGACGCUGGAAUUGACACUUGGCGACAAGGAGAGUGAUUGGGGUACACGCAAGGAAGACUUGCCUCCAAGCUUGAGUGAUUCGGUUGUUGCAGAACACAAUGGAAUGUAG
This is a messenger RNA of Penicillium paradoxum, 2373 nucleotides long. RefSeq lists its product as uncharacterized. Gene Ontology annotation, cellular component: nucleus; cytosol. Gene Ontology annotation, biological process: carbohydrate metabolic process; protein quality control for misfolded or incompletely synthesized proteins; glycoprotein catabolic process. The transcript has 2 exons. Gene Ontology annotation, molecular function: peptide-N4-(N-acetyl-beta-glucosaminyl)asparagine amidase activity; carbohydrate binding. The coding region runs from base 1 to 2373 and encodes 790 amino acids. The record is from RefSeq and is a predicted model, not a curated record. Lineage: Eukaryota; Fungi; Ascomycota; Eurotiomycetes; Eurotiales; Aspergillaceae.